AUGAGGUUAAAAGGAUCGACCACGUAUAGUGACGGUGACAGCCGUGAGAUUGAAGAUAUCUUUAGCGAGGAUGUUAAGGACCCUUCGAUGUACAUGAUAAUAUCAUCGGACGAAGAUGAAGAGGAACAUAUGUAUGAGUCUACAUGUACACCUAUAAAAAGCACAUCGGUGGAGCGACGAACAAAUCGGGACCAUGAUUUUCUCAGUGCCAAGGUAUGCCGCCAAUAUAGGCUUAGAGAGGAACUAUAUCAACGUGACCUCAAGGCGGAUGCCAUACUCUCACAAAUCAACCAGUUUUUUGAGCAAUCAAUGGCGUCACUUGUCUCUGCAGGAGCUAAAACCCCUGACGACGUAAACACGCCAAAGGAUCACUGUGAACAAACACAGGAAAACGUGCGUCCUACAGAAUCGAAGGACGCUAAAACAGGGGAUAGUAUUGUGGUACAAGAUAAUUGCAACCUUGCUGUGGAAAUUUACCGGGAUAUCAGAAAACGCAAGCGUAAGCAAAAUACAAAAUAUUAUUUUAAUGAAGACCCUGUGUUAGGCGACACGAUAACGGAUGAAGUCGGUACGCCAUCAGCUGUAUACAUUCCAUGUAAUCGUACAAAGGGUCACAAACGCAGCUCAGCGCAACGCACUCGGAGCAAAUUUGUAAACGACGAUCAAAUAUUCGACGUCACCGGACAAUCCAACAUUCUAACACCUAAAACGUUGAAUGAUGAAUUAGAAGGGAAGUUGAAUAAAAGGGAGCGUUCAAACAACAAAACUUUCAAGGGCACACAAGAAAUUAGUGUAACUGUAUCGCAUACUGAUUUAUCUGUCCAAAGUAGUUUUGAUACUGUGCUCCAAACUACUCCCAGAAGAAGCGUAAAACAACACCGUAGGGGUAAGAACAACAAAUCAGUUACUCAACAGAUGGGUGAAAGUUCGACUGAUGUUCGCAAUAUUUGUCUAAAAUUUGUUAUAAUAGAUGAAAAUUGCUCCGUUAUCAAGGAUGAGCGACUCGAAAAGGUCAUUGUUAGGCACGACGAGACCAUAGGGAAUCUGGCAGCGAAGUUCGGCAAACUCUUCGACCUAGAUGAAAAUAAGCAUAGAGAUAUCAAAAUAUACGUUGAUGGGGAUCUACAACCGCAUGAUAUCGCGAUAGGCAGCGAAAUGCUGGAAAUCGAGGACGGAAUGCAAGUCGAUAUCAAGUUUCCCCAGAAAAAUGCAGGAGAAGGUCUUGUUGCGGUAUCGAAGAGUACUCAAGAGACGGCAGACGACGCACUCAGCAACGUCGUUGGUCACGUUGCAUCGAACGCCUGCGCAACGGAACCGCAUGACUGGGUCUCACGUGCUCUAUUUGAGGAUGUCAUAGAAAUAGAUUAA
Babesia bigemina is the source of this 1368-nucleotide messenger RNA. RefSeq lists its product as hypothetical. Lineage: Eukaryota; Apicomplexa; Aconoidasida; Piroplasmida; Babesiidae. The record is from RefSeq and is a predicted model, not a curated record. The transcript is spliced from 3 exons. The coding region runs from base 1 to 1368 and encodes 455 amino acids.